Molecule: messenger RNA, 2556 nt
Organism: Suillus fuscotomentosus
Lineage: Eukaryota; Fungi; Basidiomycota; Agaricomycetes; Boletales; Suillaceae
Exons: 5
Coding region: 1-2556 (851 amino acids)
Source: RefSeq, a predicted model, not a curated record
AUGGAGGAGGUAGCAGAUGAAGAAGAGCCGACACGAUUUGCCAAGGUCUUCCCGCGCCCAGUUGCAGAUGUUUUGGGGGUCGGACAGACUGUGUUUGAAGAAAUUCAGGAGUCUCAGGUUGACAUGGGUCUGGAGAAAAAUCCAUGGGCACCUUUUGAUGAUGAAUAUGAGUGGGGCCUCGCAGAAUGGCUGUCGAAGAGAGUCAACAAGACUGCGACCGAUGAAUUCCUUAAACUGGCCAUUACGAAAAAUUGCACUCAGCCAAGCUUUACGAGCAACUAUACAUUUCAAAAGAAACUUGAUAAACUACCUACAGUCACGUCAACAGGAGAUCGAGUGGGUGGAGAUCGGAAGCCAUUAACAGAACAACAUGAACUUUGGCGGUGUGACCCUGUGGAGUGUGUGCGUGAUUUGAUUGGUAAUCCCGCAUUCAAGGAUUACCUUUCAUAUGUUCCCGAGCAAGUUUUUGCUGAUCCGCAAGGGAAGACGCAGGUAUAUGAUGAGAUGUGGACUGGUGAUUGGUGGUGGAACAUGCAAGAACGCCUACCUUCAGGUGCCGUUGUUGCUCCAGUAAUACUCGCAUCCGACAAAACAAAUCUUACUCGUUUUCGUGGCGAUAAAGCUGCAUGGCCAAUAUAUUUGACCAUCGGAAAUAUCAAAAAGGACAUUCGCCGUCAGCCUUCUAAGCAUGCAACAGUGCUGAUAGGAUACUUACCAAUAUCAAAGAUGCUGCAUUUCAAGGAUGACGAAGGACGGCAGAUUGCUCAUUAUCGUCUCUUUCAUAACUGUAUGCGGUUGGUGACAAAGCCACUUGUCGAUGCCGGCCGUCACGGAGUGGAUAUGAUAUGUGCUGAUAGGAAUAUCCGAUGCAUUCAUCCUAUUCUUGCAGCAUAUAUUGCAGAUCAUCCCGAGCAAUGCCUGAUUGCCUGCUGUAAAGAAAACCACUGCCCUCGUUGUGUUGUAGGAACGAAACAUCACGGAGACCACUUCGACUCACCUCUUCGAGAUGUCAAUGAGACUCGAGCAACUCUCGAAUGCCAUAAAAACGGCGAAGACCCUCACCUUUUUGAAGAUCACAGUCUUCGCGCGAUAUAUUUUCCGUUCUGGUCACAUCUUCCACACACCGACAUUUUCAUGUAUAUCACUCCGGAUAUUCUACACCAGUUACACAAGGGUGUUUUCAAAGACCACAUUGUGAGCUGGUGUUCUACAAUCAUCUCUGACGCAGAGUUCGACACACAUUUUCAAGCUAUGUCCGAUUUUCAUGGUCUCCGUCACUUCAAACGGGGAAUUUCAACUGUCUCUCAGUGGACUUGCACGGAGCAUAAAGAGAUGCAGCGCGUUGUCUUAGGCGUCAUCGCUGGUGCUGUUGAACCCCGUGUGUUCCGGGCUGCACGUGCUGUUCUCGACUUUAUUUACUAUGCUCAAUACCAAGCUCACACAGACACGACUCUUGCGCGGAUGCAGGAAGCACUGGAUGUGUUUCACGUGAACAAAGAUGUUUUUGUCGAGCUCAGGCUUCAUCAACACUUCAACAUUCCCAAGGUUCACUCAAUGCGCCACUAUGUGCAGUCCAUCCGAGCGUUGGGCAGCGCAGAUGGUUUCAACUCGGAGAGCCCCGAACGCUUGCAUAUCGACUAUGCAAAGGAUGCUUACCAGGCAAGCAGCAAAGUAGAUUAUAUCGCGCAAAUGACUCAUUGGCUCGAACUUCAAGAAGCCGUCUUUCGACAUGGCAUGUUCCUCAAUUGGGUCGCAUCAAAAGGUGGACUCGGCGAACCUCUCGACUCAGAUUUGCUCGAAGACGAGGAUGAGGAACCGACAUUCGCAGAUUCAGACAUCAUCCCAUCAGGACUGCUGGCAUCGCAUGGUUACCAUGUUGCCAAGAGUUGCCCGUUUCUCGCCGUCUCCGUGUCUCGCCUGCAAACAGAUUUUGGCACCAUCGACUUCAUCCCCACCCUUCAAACAUUCCUCACCCAUCACUUUCCCCAUUCCUCUAUUUCUGCGAGCCAGUAUGACCAGUUUGACUUAUUUAAAUCGGUUUCACUUCGGCUCCCUCGACGAGACCACAUUAGUGACCUCAAGCGGCUGAAUCGAGUUCGUGCUCAUCCAGCUAUUCCCAAUCGCGAUUGCCGCAAGCCACCUUCACCUGCACACUUUGAUGUGGCGUUUGUAGUCGAGGAUCACCAGCUAUGGGAGAGUGGUACAGGCUUGGAUGGCUUGCGGCUCGCACAGAUACGUGCAAUUUUCAAAUUGCCCUCUCACUACGGGAAAUUUCCUCAUCCAUUGGCAUAUGUCGAAUGGUUUCGACCUCUGCGCGAUCCGGAACCUGCGACCAACCUUUAUCGACUUGCACGUUCGACUCGUAACCAAUGGCGUUUCGCAUCCGUCAUCAGUGUUCGAGACCUUCUGCAAGCAGCACACCUGAUGCCCAGGUUUGGAUCGAGUAAGGUAGAUGUAUCAUGGAUCAACGGCGAUGUUCUUGAGCUCGCUGACGAGUUUUAUGUUAACCCUUACAUUAAUUUUCACAUUUUUGAUACUAUACAGCACUUGUACUAG